Molecule: messenger RNA, 2085 nt
Organism: Glarea lozoyensis ATCC 20868
Lineage: Eukaryota; Fungi; Ascomycota; Leotiomycetes; Helotiales; Helotiaceae
Product: FAD/NAD(P)-binding protein
Exons: 2
Coding region: 1-2085 (694 amino acids)
Molecular function (GO): NADH dehydrogenase activity; calcium ion binding
Source: RefSeq, a predicted model, not a curated record
AUGUCGAACAUCUCCCGCCUGGCGGCUCGAGGGCAGCUCUCUCUUACAGCUCGUCAACAUGCCAACCUUCAAUUGAGGCGGCCAUACGCCUUGGAUAGCUUCAAUGGAAGCCGAACUACAUUUCCAAACCAAAGAUCACUUCAUUCGAAAGUUCCAUUAUCUGCUUCCUCCGAUCCUGUCCGCCCUGCACCAUUGCGAAAGCUCUUAUUUCCUGCGACCAUUCGAAAUGUCUCCGGCAAACCUCUCCCACAACACCGCAGUCGACUGGCCAAUUUUGCAUAUCGAACGGCCGCGCUGGUAGGAAGCUCCGUGGCUGUGAUUGGGGUGGGAGUAAUCGCCUUCUUCUUGUUUGACGCAUCAACGUAUCGUGAAGAUCUGAGCUAUAAAGAUAUCCAUGUGUCGGAGAUUGCCUUGAGCCCACGAAAGGGAGGACCAAAGAACUUACCCAUUGCGGAGGUACAAAUCGACGACGAUGACUCUGCCGACAUGGAAAGGCAGAAGGACAAGCCGAAGUUGGUGGUCUUGGGAGGCGGCUGGGGAAGCGUUGCGCUGCUUAAAACUCUGAAUCCAGAGGAGUACCACGUAACUGUGGUGUCACCAACAAAUUAUUUCCUUUUCACCCCUAUGUUACCUUCUGCUACAGUGGGAACCUUGGAGUUCAGAUCUCUGGUGGAGCCUAUCCGCCGGAUCGUUGCCGGAGUAAAAGGCCAUUUUAUAAGAGCUUCAGCUGAGCAUGUUGAGUUUUCAGAGAAAUUAGUCGAAUUGUCACAGACAGAUGCAGACGGAAAUGAGGUGCGAUUCUACCUUCCAUACGACAAACUUGUUAUCGGGGUUGGGUCAACUACGAAUCCACAUGGAGUCAAAGGCUUGGAGAAUUGCCAUUUCCUCAAAGAUAUCGAUGAUGCUCAGAAAAUUCGAAAUCGCAUCUUAACCAACCUGGAAUAUGCUUGCUUACCGACAACUACCGAUGACGAAAGAAGACGUCUUCUUUCCUUCGUCGUUAGUGGUGGUGGUCCAACUGGCGUGGAAUUUGCUGCUGAACUUUUUGACCUGCUCAAUGAGGACCUCACCAAACAUUUUCCAAAGAUUCUGAGAAACGAAAUCUCCGUUCACUUGAUUCAGAGUAGAGGUCACAUUCUCAAUACAUACGAUGAAUCAUUAUCCAAAUAUGCCGAAGCACGUUUCGCCCGCGAUCAAGUUGAGAUUCUCACCAACUCAAGAGUCAAGGAAGUUACGCCGAAGAGCAUCUUGUUCACUCAAAAAGGCGAGAACGGCGAGACGGUAACCAAGGAGCUUCCGAUGGGAUUUUGUCUCUGGUCAACCGGCGUGUCACAAACAGAUUUCUGCCAACGAAUCGCUGAGGCUUUGGGUCCAGCGCAAACGAAUCGUCACGCCUUAGAAACCGAUACCCAUCUUCGUCUAAACGGCACACCUCUUGGUGAUGUUUACGCUAUAGGAGAUUGUGCGACUGUUCAGAACAAUAUCGCAGACCACCUUGUAACAUUCCUCCGUACUCUUGCAUGGGAGAAGGGCAAGGACCCAGAAAAGGUUCAAAUCACAUUUUCAGAAUGGCGCGAAAUAGCUAGCAGAGUACGAAAGCGGUUCCCGCAAGCUACAGACCAUCUAAGACGAGUCGAUAAACUCUUCGCCGCAUAUGACAAAGAUCAAAGUGGUACCCUCGAUUUUGGCGAGCUUCGCGAGUUGCUCAUGCAGAUAGAUUCUAAACUUACCUCGCUCCCUGCAACCGCGCAGCGCGCACACCAACAGGGACAAUAUCUCGGACACAAAUUCAACAAGAUGGCUCGUGCCCUUCCUGGACUGAAGGCAAAUGACAUUCGUGAUGGUGAUCUCGAUGAGGCUGUUUACAAGGCCUUUGAAUACCAUCACCUUGGUAGCUUGGCGUAUAUUGGUAAUGCAGCGGUCUUUGACCUUGGACAGGGAUGGAGCACGAGUGGUGGUCUAUGGGCGGUUUACGCUUGGAGAAGUGUGUAUUUUGCGCAGAGUGUUAGUUUUAGGACUAGGAUCUUGUUGGCGAUGGAUUGGGCUAAGAGGGCGCUUUUUGGUAGAGAUGUUAUGAAUUGGUGA